Anopheles nili is the source of this 1310-nucleotide messenger RNA. RefSeq names its product galactosylgalactosylxylosylprotein 3-beta-glucuronosyltransferase I (gene GlcAT-I). Gene Ontology annotation, cellular component: Golgi membrane. The record is from RefSeq and is a predicted model, not a curated record. Lineage: Eukaryota; Metazoa; Arthropoda; Insecta; Diptera; Culicidae. The transcript is spliced from 3 exons. Bases 1 to 984 code for a protein of 327 amino acids. Gene Ontology annotation, biological process: chondroitin sulfate proteoglycan biosynthetic process; carbohydrate metabolic process. Gene Ontology annotation, molecular function: galactosylgalactosylxylosylprotein 3-beta-glucuronosyltransferase activity.
AUGAAUCAAGAAAUUCGGCUUCGACUGAAGCACGUGAUUAUCUUUGCCGUCACCAUCGGAUUCCUCUUUUUCUACUCGCUAAGCUCCACGCGCGAGUGUGAGAACGACCAGACAAGGUCGGAAUUCGGUGGUGAACCGUGGGCAGCAGAUCAAGGCCGUGAUGCCUUUCUACCCAAUCAAAAGGGUCCAACGAUCUUCGCGGUGACUCCGACCUAUGCCAGGCCCGUACAGAAAGCUGAACUAACACGACUCUCUCAUGUCAUUCGCUUGGUGCCAAAUAUAUUCUGGGUAAUAGUGGAGGACGCUGCACAAAGUUCCGUUCUCGUAACGAACCUGUUAAAGCGAAGCGGUCUUCAGGGUCGCAGUGUGCAAUUGUUUGCCAAAACGCCGACAAAUUUCAAACUACAGGGCAAGGAUCCAAACUGGCUAAAGCCACGCGGAGUUGAGCAGCGUAAUACCGCACUGAAAUGGAUUCGGGAGCGGUUGAAACGCGUUCACAGUGCCAACGAAGAAGCACCAUCCUCCCAAUCCGUAGUGUACUUCAUGGACGACGAUAACACGUACAGUGUGGAACUGUUCGAGGAAAUCUCAAAGAUUGAACGAAACAAGGUGGGUGUUUGGCCAGUUGGUCUGGUUGGAGGUCUAAUGGUAGAAAAACCGGUAUUAAACAGAGACGGGCUGGUGAUGGGUUUCAACAGCGCGUGGAAACCAGAACGACCGUUUCCGUUGGACAUGGCAGGAUUUGCGAUCAGCUCCGAUCUGCUGCUCGAUAAUCCGCAAGCACAGUUCAGCUAUGAGGUCGAACGAGGCUAUCAGGAGAGCGAAAUUCUGCGCCAUUUGACGAUCGCUCUCGACAUGCAACCCCUGGCCAACCAGUGCAAGGAUGUGCUGGUUUGGCACACGCGAACCGAAACGCCCAAAUUGGAUGCCGAAAAGACGCUUCAGAAGAGUGGUAAAAAGUCGAACGAUGGAAUGGAGGUAUAGGGUGUAGAAUCGUUAAACAUUUGGGGCCAACAGCAAGGCACUGGUGAUGGUAGCAUGUAAGCUAGUUUAACGCACUACGGCAUACUCUUGUACAGAAUCAAGCCAGUGGACCACAGCAAACGAUCAGAUUGUAGCGAGAGGAAGUGUUAAAUUAUCGUCUGCAUCUGAUUAAAUCAUAUCAAACUUUGAGAUUUUAACGGCACUGUUGAACACUUUGCAUUGAGAUUGAAUCGUCAAAUGCCAACAAACGGGAUCAGUGAUCAGGGAGUUGUUAGUAUGUAAGUAGUUCGGAAGAAGAUUGAUUGAAAGCUAUUAAUAAACAACAA